UGUGUUGGACUUGCAGAUGAUUUAUUCUUAACUGUGGCUUUAAAUCUUUAGAUUUCCGCGGCGAAGUGAAAUUCUGUGGACGCAAUGAUCGACGGCGGUUUAGAUGAUCGCGACAUUGACAUGAUGGUCGAGGAGACUGACGAUAGUGGACUGAGCGUUGAACAAACUGAAAAAUUGAUUCAGUUUCAGGAAAUUACCGGCGUCAGUGAUUUGGGGCGAUGCAGGUCUUUGCUGGAGCAGAAAAACUGGCAACUGGAAGACGCUGUUCAGGAACAACUCGGCUUUGGCGAUGUUUAUCAGCAGCCUCAAGAAAAUGAAUUGCGAGUCCGCAAUAUCGGCCGGCAACAGGUCGAAGAGAUUAAUCGGCGUGUGGCCCCUAAUCGACCUCGUGACGAUCGGGGCAUUUGGCCCGUGAGGAUUUUCUGGAGGACAUUUCGAAGUAUCGUAACAACGAUGCUGGAGUUGCUGGAGCAGAUUUUCAAUUCAGUGUUCUUACGAGUGCAGUACAGACGCCCGGAUCCGCGAGAAGACGUCCAAGCCUUCAUCGCGGACUUCAGGGCGAAAUACGUGACGAAUGGCUUGUGUCCUCCGUUUGUCGACCUUGCUUAUCGACAAGCACUCGAACAAGCCAAACGAGAGCUCAAAUUUCUCAUUGUUUACCUCCACAGUGCGGAGCAUGUAGAUGUUCCAAAAUUUUGCAUGGAAAGUUUGUGUAACAAAGAUGUGGUGGAUUUCCUGACCACGAAUUCGUUGCUUGUUUACGGAUGCUCGGUGACGUCCACCGAUGGUUACAAUGUUUCUGAGAUAAUGCGUGAGACGGACUAUCCGUUUGUUGCCUUGGUUUGUUUGAAGAAUAACCAGAUGACUAUUGUUGAGCGUCUCGAAGGCACUGCUCCUCCGGAGAAGUUCCUGGCGUUCCUGCGAACUGGAAUCGCGUCAAAUGAAAUUCAUCUCACUGCCGCUCGACUUGCGAGGGAAGAACUAAAUGCUUCUCGAGAGCUGCGAGCCCAACAAGACAGAGCGUAUCAGGAGUCAUUAGAGCGAGACAGACAACUGCAAAUGGAAAGACAAGCCGUGUUGGAUGCGGAAAAGCGAGAAGUGGAUCGAAAGGCGUUGAUUCUGCGCCAGAAGGUGGAUUUUGUCAGUCGUUUGGAGCCGGAACCGGAUGCGAAACAGCCUGGGGUGUUUACCAUUAAUGCGACUUUGCCUAAUGGGCAGCGGCUCAUGCGACGCUUUCUGCCGCAGCACAAACUUACCGCGCUGUUUUAUUUCGUGUUCUGUCAUCCGGAUUCACCGUCCGAAUUCGAGCUGGUGACGAGUUAUCCGAAGCGCACGAUUCCGUGUCGACCAGCCGAAGUGCCGGUCGACUUCAACCCGCUCGACACCGACGACGGCAUUGAUCCAAGUGUCGAUGCCGGGCUUACCUUUGAGGACUUGCAGCUCACUUCGAGCCAAGUUGUGCGCGUGAUCGACCUGGAAGCCUGAAAACGCUGUGAUUUUUUCCACGCCCACUUUCAACAAACUAAAAAAAAACGAACCAAGUCCGUUUGCGCGAGAGUUUUUUUUUUUUUUGCUUUUUUCAAAGGACUAGUUUUAGUUGUGGAUACUUCUUGGCCAUAAAAAGAGAACCGGGAAUUUCGAAACGAAAGUAAUUCCUUCUUUUUUGUGCUAUUGUUUUCUUGGAAUUAAAUAGCUCCCUUUUCGCCUUUCAUUUCGAUAUAUCGUUCAUGAGGGAUCAAACUCAGUUUUACGAUUACUUUUCCUCAAAUACGGCGCGAUUUUAUUCUCGAAUCCAUCUCUUUACUUCGAAAAAUCUUGUGGGUUUCCGUCAGAUUUACUUGAUUCGGGAAUUUAGUGUGAUCUAAUCUCUCGUACCCAGAUCCUCUUUUUAUGGCCGGGGCCAUUUCCAUUCCGGAGUUUUGUGAAUAGAAUCUUGGGAUUAGAAUACUAUUAUCAUUUGAAGAACGUGGCUGAAGGAAGAAUGCGAGAUUGCGUAAAUCUUUUUGGUGUUCAAUUUUUUCAUGUCCAGUGUGAUGACUGCGUUUAAAACGUGAAUAUUCCGGGGAGUCUUGAACAUAUGAUGAUUUGAUAGAAUGCAAAUUUAACUUCCCAUUGACAAAACGAGAGUUUGGUGCCUGGGAAAAGAAAGGACAUUUGUUCUUAGGAUAAAAUCCUCUGUGAUUCAUUCCCUUUAAUCUGAAGGACAUUCGAGGGAUGAGGACUUUUUUGUGACGAUCUCGUAACUUCUUUUUGCUGAUCCCUCUCUUUUUCAGGUACCAAGCAGGUUUCUUAGCCCCAGAAAAAAUCUGCUUCAUGCCAGAAUUCAUCGCCGUUCUUUCCCUCUCAUUGUUCCAAAUCGCUUUGUGCAAAUUUUUGAAAUCUUUUGUCACUGACUCCACGAAAUAUUCGUUUUUCUUAGUGAAUUGGUGCAUGACUCAUAGUGUUCGGUUGAUGAAGAGAGAAAAUUUAUGAAAU
This is a messenger RNA of Notodromas monacha, 2475 nucleotides long. Lineage: Eukaryota; Metazoa; Arthropoda; Ostracoda; Podocopida; Cyprididae. The record is from the annotation of a GenBank genome assembly.